This is a messenger RNA of Suillus subaureus, 1051 nucleotides long. RefSeq names its product proteasome subunit alpha type 5. The transcript is spliced from 7 exons. The coding region runs from base 109 to 837 and encodes 242 amino acids. Lineage: Eukaryota; Fungi; Basidiomycota; Agaricomycetes; Boletales; Suillaceae. The record is from RefSeq and is a predicted model, not a curated record. Gene Ontology annotation, biological process: proteasome-mediated ubiquitin-dependent protein catabolic process. Gene Ontology annotation, cellular component: proteasome core complex, alpha-subunit complex; nucleus; proteasome core complex.
GCAAAUGGAAAUUCUUUUCCACACGCCAGCUUGACCGACCGACGCGCGUCGACAAGUGCACUUAACGCAGAACCCCUCAUACUUCCACUUCUCUACUCCCUGUAAACCAUGUUCUUGACGCGUUCCGAGUACGAUCGUGGUGUCAACACAUUCUCCCCAGAAGGUCGACUGUUCCAAGUCGAAUAUGCUAUCGAAGCUAUUAAGCUCGGAUCGACAACAGUUGGCGUACGCACUCCCGAUGGCGUAGUCCUCGCAGUAGAGAAGCGCGUCCAAUCUCCACUCCUAGAAUCAAGCUCCAUAGAAAAGAUUAUGGAAAUCGAUACCCACCUUGGAUGCGCAAUGUCAGGCCUCACAGCUGACGCUCGCACCAUGAUCGACCAUGCACGCGUCACCGCCCAGAAUCAUGCUUUCACUUAUGACGAGAGGAUUAAAGUUGAGAGUGUCACUCAGGCUGUGUGUGAUCUGGCAUUGCGAUUUGGUGAAAGUGUGCACGACGAAGAGGCGAUGAUGAGUCGGCCUUUUGGUGUUGCGCUGCUUAUUGCUGGUGUCGACGAACUGGGACCACAACUAUACCACACGGAUCCCUCGGGCACCUUCAUGAGGUAUAAUGCAAAAGCCAUAGGGUCAGGGUCAGAAGCAGCACAAAGCGAGCUGCAGGACAAGUGGCAUAAGCAAAUGACGUUGCUUGAGGCACAAAAACUGACGCUGCGAGUCCUAAAGCAAGUCAUGGAGGAGAAACUAGAUCACCACAACGUCCAGUUAGCACAGGUCACGCCACAGAGAGGCUUUGCGAUAUUGGACGAGGUAGAAUUGAAGGAAAUUAUUGACGCCAUGUAAUGUUUGAGGUAGAUGACAAUAUUAGUCAGAUAGUCUCGAGGCGUGUCUUUGCUAACAUUCCGUGAUCGCAAACCUGGGUCGAUGUCGGGAGAACUGAGCUACUGGUACAAUACUUGUACCUAUUAUACCAACGGGAACGGCAUGGUUGUGACUUCAACUCACUAGUGGACUGAAAAGCUAGAGAGAUAAGUCAUCUGCAAGCGGCUGUCUUGUA